AGUAAUCAUUCAUUUUUUGUGCCAUCGGUUUUUGCAAAUAGUUUUUAUCACUAAGGUAACCUUUGAAGUAUAAAAACCAUGGCUGCAGAACAAGAAAUGCCCACAUUCAAAUGUGUUUUGGUCGGAGAUGGAGGUACUGGCAAGACCACAUUUGUUAAACGUCACAUGACUGGUGAAUUCGAAAAGAGAUAUGUUGCCACUUUGGGUGUAGAAGUUCACCCCUUGGUGUUUCACACCAACAGAGGUGCCAUACGAUUCAAUGUUUGGGAUACUGCUGGUCAAGAAAAGUUCGGAGGCCUACGUGAUGGUUAUUACAUCCAGGGACAGUGUGCUAUCAUCAUGUUUGAUGUGACAUCAAGAGUUACAUACAAGAAUGUUCCCAACUGGCAUAGGGAUCUGGUUAGAGUAUGUGAAAAUAUUCCAAUAGUACUUUGCGGGAACAAAGUGGAUAUCAAGGAUAGGAAAGUUAAGGCCAAAAGCAUUGUUUUCCAUAGAAAGAAGAAUUUGCAGAAACACACAACUGAAAAUAUAAUAGAAACUGCUGCAAAUAGUCAAAUGAUAAAUUAUGUAAAUGACCACAAUUUGGCUUCUGCAGCAAACACUCAUGUGAGACAGCACUGCAAUCAACAAUUAAUAGCAAACUGGACUAAUUCAAUUGGUAAAAGUAAAUAUAUUGUGGCAGUGUUUAUAGAUCUAAAAAGAGCAUUUGAGAUCAGUGAUAGGGGUAUAUAUCAUGGUAUAUUAUGGCUUGAGGGAGUUGUCUUAGACUGGCUGACUGAUUACUUGACAGGUAGGAGUUAA
Molecule: messenger RNA, 801 nt
Organism: Phaedon cochleariae (mustard beetle)
Lineage: Eukaryota; Metazoa; Arthropoda; Insecta; Coleoptera; Chrysomelidae
Source: the annotation of a GenBank genome assembly